AUGAGGUGCCAGGGUAUUGGUCUUAGACGACUGUCUGUGCUGCUCCUGUGGGAGGGGCUCGCUCUGAGUCUGUGCUGCUGCUGGACCGGGACUUGGGUUGUUGCUGCUGCGGCCGGACCCAGUGAUGAUGGUGGUACCGCUGGGCCCAUGGGCUGGUUGCUGUCGGACAAAGGGCCCUUCCACCACUCUUUGGAGUUCACUGAGUCGGUGGAGAGACACCAGCAGGGCUACACUACCAGAUACAAGAUGUUCAGGGAGUUCGGCCGAUGGAAAGUCAACAGCCUGGCGGUGGAGAGGCGGGACGGCAGCGGCCUGGCACCGCCCCUCGACCCUGACUUCAUGCGCACAGUCAGGCAGUUGGGGCGGCGGCCCACCCUCCACAGGAUCACUGAGACCAUUAUCAAGAAGUACGGAACUCACCUCCUGCUGUCCGCCACUCUUGGAGGGGAGGAGUCCUUGACGAUAUUUGUGGAUAAGCGGAAGCUGAGCCGAGGCCCAGAACCAGGGGCUAGAGCUGAGGGCAGCAGCCACAACAAUACGGGGGUGGUGACCCUGGAGGCCCUUCACCAGCUGGCUGCCUCCUACUUCACCGACAGGGAGAACACCCUGCGCCGGCUCCACCACCUCCAGAUCGCCUCCACCGCCAUCAGGGUGACUGAAACCAGGACAGGGCCCCUUGGAUGCAGUAACUAUGACAACCUUGACUCUGUCAGCUCAGUACUGGUCCACAGUCCAGAAAACAAGAUCCAAUUACAAGGACUCCAGGUUAUUCUGCCAGCCUACCUGCGGAGCCGCUUCGUCCAGGCAGCCCUCAGCUACAUCGGCUGCAACUCGGAGGGCCAGUUUGUGUGCAGGGCCAGUGACUGCUGGUGCCAGUGCAGCCCGGACUUCCCACAGUGCAACUGUCCACAGACGGACCUCCAGGCCCUGGAGAACAACCUGCUCCGCCUCAGAGAGGCCUGGACACUGGCCAACGAGGAGUUUGAGGAAUCAGAGGAGUUCCAAAGCUUCGUCGGAAGGCUGCCAACCCAUUACGCAGUGAACAAAUCUGUCGUGGAGCACUUGUGGAGGACGGAUGGGGGUCUGCUCCAGCGCUACAGGCAGCUGGAGACCACGCGAGGCCUGCUUCUCGACAAAGCGCGUCACACCGCUAACAAGCUCUUCAGCCUCAUUAAGAGAUGUCGCCAUCAGCCCAGAAUUGUGCUGCACAGGGAGAGACCCCUCCGCUACUGGCUGAGCUACAUCCUGUCCCUCCUGUACUGCAGUGAGAACGACCACAUCGGCGUGUACUCUGAGCAGACCAGGAGCUGUUCCUGCCCCUACCACCACUCUUCGUGCCAGGGCCCCGUCCCCUGCGCUGUGGGAGAAGGCCCUCGCUGUGCAUCUUGUUCCUCCGAGAACCGCACCCGCUGCUCCAGCUGCAACCCGGGCUUCUUUCUAGGCCAGGGGCUCUGCCGACCCGCCGUACCUGACCCCACGGAUCCCUACCUGGGUUUGGAGAGCAACCGCGACCUUCAGGACUUGGAGCUGCGCUACCUACUCCAGCGCCGCGACUCGCGCAUUGCCCUGCACGCCAUCUUCGUCAGCAGCGAUGUGCGCCUCAACGCCUGGUUCGACCCGUCGUGGCGGAAGAGGAUGCUGCUGACGCUGAAGAGCAACCGCUACAAGUCCAACCGCGUGCACAUGCUCCUGGGGGUGACGCUCCAGGUGUGCCUGACCAAGAACAGCACGCUGGAGCCUGCGCUGUCCGUGUUCGUCAACCCGUUCGGGGGCAGCCACUCAGAGAGCUGGACCAUGCCGAUCGGCCAGCACGGCUACCCCGACUGGAAGAGGACCAAGCUGGAUAUCCCCCUGGACUGCUACAACUGGACCUUGACACUGGGCAACCGGUGGAAGAGCUUUUUUGAGACCGUCCAUUUCUACCUGAGGAGCCGCAUUAGGGAUUCGGGGCCAGGCUCGGAGGUUGGGGGACACAGAAACGCUAGUAGAGCGUACUUUGAACCACCAGAGGGCGCCGUGGAACCUGUGGAGGCGUAUUCAUCCCAGAACAUGGGCUACAUGAAGAUCAACAGCAUGCAGCUGUUUGGAUACAGCAUGCACUUUGACCCGGAUGCAAUCCAGGACCUAAUCCUGCAGCUGGACUACCCGUACACCCAGGGAUCCCAGGACUCAGCCCUGCUGCAGCUGGUAGAGGUCCGCUAUAGGGUCAACCGCCUCUCCCCUCCAGGGGCUCAGCCUAUGGACCUGUUCUCAUGUCUGCUCCGUCAAAGACUGAAACUGUCCAGUUCAGAAGUGACCAGAAUACUGGCUUCUCUACAGGCUUUCAGUGCCAGACAACCAAACUCUGUGGAGUACGAGGCAACCAAGCUAUGUAGUUAA
Messenger RNA from Salvelinus namaycush (lake trout), 2379 nucleotides. Its product is annotated as BMP/retinoic acid-inducible neural-specific protein 3-like. Gene Ontology annotation, biological process: positive regulation of neuron differentiation; negative regulation of mitotic cell cycle. The transcript has 7 exons. The record is from RefSeq and is a predicted model, not a curated record. Bases 1 to 2379 code for a protein of 792 amino acids. Lineage: Eukaryota; Metazoa; Chordata; Actinopteri; Salmoniformes; Salmonidae.